Thlaspi arvense is the source of this 264-nucleotide messenger RNA. NCBI's taxonomy places the organism in Eukaryota, Viridiplantae, Streptophyta, Magnoliopsida, Brassicales, Brassicaceae. The record is from the annotation of a GenBank genome assembly.
AUGGGUAGAGCUCCUUGCUGUGACAAGGCAAACGUGAAGAAGGGUCCGUGGUCUCCUGAAGAAGACGCAAAGCUCAAGUCUUACAUUGAAAAGUAUGGCACUGGGGGUAACUGGAUUGCUCUUCCUCAGAAGAUUGGUAUGAAUGGACUAUUAUCUCUCCUUCCUCCCACGGUGUCGUGUGAUUGUGUCUACAUUUAUGUUUGGAAAACUCCUAUAUCCCCGAUCCGUUGGUUUAACCUCACAAGUUAUUUGGUCCAAAAUUAA